AUGAGUUCCACCCCAAAAAGCUCCCUCGAUAGCGAGGAGCGCGCAUCCAACGCUUCCGAACGCUCAUCCCAGCAUUCACGCAUUUCGUCCACGGCGGAUAGUCCCCGUCGGAAGUCGAUCCAAUUCAACAUUGCGGGUCCGAGCCACAGGGUCAGCACCGUCGAUCUACGAGCGCCGUCGGCGGGCGCUGGCCACAACAAGAAGCGCCGGACAAAGAACAGAAGGCCGCUGGGAGAGGUCCUUCGCCCCCGCCACCUCGGUGUUUCUUUCAAUACAUUCGAUAAUCCUGACGCGGCGGACUUCUCGUUGACUCUGAAUUACAAACACAAGGGGUAUCAGUCUACCCGGCGCAGUCGGACCUUUUUAUGUGGUACGGAUCAGAAUGAUUAUUCCGACUUUGCCCUGGAGUGGCUCAUUGACGAAUUGGUGGAUGAUGGCGACGAGAUCGUGUGCCUUCGAGCCGUGGAAAAGGACUCCACCAUCGCAAGCGACGCCGCAAUUGAGGAGGGAAAGUACCGCCAAGAAGCGGAGAAGUUGUUCGAGCAGGUGAUCCAGAAGAAUAGCCAGGACGAGAAGGCAAUCAGCCUAGUCUUGGAACUGGCGGUGGGGAAAAUCCAGGAUAUCAUUCAGCGCAUGAUCCGAAUCUACGAGCCCUCCGUACUGAUUGUUGGCACCCGUGGCCGUAACUUGGGUGGUGUCCAAGGCCUGCUGCCCGGCUCCGUCUCCAAAUACUGCUUACAGCAAUCUCCGAUUCCCGUGAUCGUUAAGAAGAAGAAGCGUCUUGCGGAUCCCACCCGCCGCAGCUAUAAUCAGAUCCUAGAACUGAGCGAGCAGCGUGGAAGCAAGUUAUUCGACGCAGGUUCGAGUACAGACAGUCAUGUCUCGAGACUUCCAGACGAAGAAGCUGCUGUAGCCGCCGCUCUCGGUCUGCCUCAGUCGUACGCCAACUCCCGAAGCUCGCUCUCGAUGUCCGAGCGGAGCAGUGUUAGCCAUGAUGAGAAUGACUCGCCGUCUCCCAAUAGCGGCUCCCUUGCCACCACCCAUAGCCCAGCAGCGGGAAGCCCGGAGAGCACCGAAAGCGAAAGCACAACGGAAAGCACAACGGACGACGAACCUGUUCCCCAGGCCAAAACUCCGCCCGAGCGCUCGUCAUCGGAGACGGUAUCUACGGAAGAGUCCAAGACAGUUGAUGCAGCGUCGACGGAUGAGUCCGAGCUGGCCAGCUCUACUCAGAGUACACCAAGACCAGGCAGUUCUAAACUGAACAUUCCGGUCAUUGUUACUGAAGAUAUGACCGAGAAGGGAUCAAAUGGCCAGUGA
This is a messenger RNA of Aspergillus nomiae NRRL 13137, 1320 nucleotides long. RefSeq names its product universal stress protein. The record is from RefSeq and is a predicted model, not a curated record. Bases 1 to 1320 code for a protein of 439 amino acids. NCBI's taxonomy places the organism in Eukaryota, Fungi, Ascomycota, Eurotiomycetes, Eurotiales, Aspergillaceae. The transcript is spliced from 4 exons.